CAAAACUGAAAUAACAGUCUCAAACCCCUACCAAGAACAUGGCGCUCUCCUCCAAGAACCAACUCCUCUCUCUCCUCCUUCUCAUCCUCUCCUCCUGUAUCCUUAUCCCCGAACCGACGGUCGUCUCAUUCAAUCCGUCCAUCGGUAUCACCUACUCCAGGCACCCCACCUCCAAUCUCCCCCGACCUGAUCGGGUCGUCUCCACCCUCCGAUCGCUCGGAGUGACCCAUGUCCGGAUCCUUAAUCCCGAUCAUGACAUUAUCCGCGCUUUCUCCUACUCAGGCAUCUCCCUUCUCCUCUCCAUCUCAAACACUUACAUCCAUGCAAUGGCGGCUAACCAAUCCCAAGCCGUCCAAUGGCUCUACCGCAAUGUUGUACCCUUCUACCCCCGGGCCCACAUCACCACCAUCUCUGUUGGCAAUGAUAUCCUCACCUCCUCCCCUGAUCUCACUGCCUCUCUGAUUUCUGCCAUCCGACACGUCCAUCUUGCCCUCCAUGAUCUCGGGAUCCGCAAGAUCUUGGUCUCAACUACACUUCCCUUCGACAUCAUCACAAGCCCGUUCCCGCCCUCGGCCGCUGAAUUCAAGAAACCCGCUGCGGAAUGGAUCAUGAAGCCGAUCCUGGAUUUCAUCACCACCACCAACUCGUCGUUCUUGAUCAACGCCUACCCAUACAAGCUGUUCAGAUCACACCCAGAGGUCCCUAUCGGAUAUGCUCUGUUUCAACAGAAUCCCUUCAAUUUCCGUGAGGACCCGACGACGGGUGUCCAGUACCGGAACCUGUUCGAUGUGAUGGUUGAUGCGGUGAACAGUGCUAUGGCGGCAAUGGACCACAAGGGCAUACCUGUAAUUGUGACAGAAACGGGGUGGCCGAGCGAUGGGGAUGUGAAUGAGCCUGAAGCGAACAAACAGUAUGCGAGCAUGUACAAUGUAGGUUUGGUAAGGCAUCUGAGGUCAGGCCUUGGGACGCCGAUGCGGAGGGAAGGGCCCACAGAGACUUACAUAUUUGAGCUGUUCGAUGAGGAUAUGAAGCAAGGGCCGAGAUCGGAUCGGCACUGGGGUGUUUUGAAUCGGAACAUGACGAUGAAGUACCCGAUUCCUUUCUCCGGUUCAAACAGAUGCUUUGUGGCGCUUUUGAAGCAGAUGGUGGUGAGUUUCUGUUUGAUGUUUGCGUUCUUGGUGUAGGAAGAUCUGUAGUUAGUCCUUGUGGAAUCAGGUGGCAAGAAAUACAAUUUUCUUCUUUUCUUUCUUCAGUUUUUUUGAUGGAAAAUGUGUACAUCUGUAAAUUGAAAUUGCU
This is a messenger RNA of Magnolia sinica, 1296 nucleotides long. RefSeq names its product glucan endo-1,3-beta-glucosidase 2-like. The transcript has a single exon. Gene Ontology annotation, molecular function: hydrolase activity, hydrolyzing O-glycosyl compounds. The coding region runs from base 39 to 1184 and encodes 381 amino acids. Gene Ontology annotation, biological process: carbohydrate metabolic process. Gene Ontology annotation, cellular component: plasma membrane. NCBI's taxonomy places the organism in Eukaryota, Viridiplantae, Streptophyta, Magnoliopsida, Magnoliales, Magnoliaceae. The record is from RefSeq and is a predicted model, not a curated record.